Arabidopsis lyrata subsp. lyrata is the source of this 440-nucleotide messenger RNA. RefSeq names its product inhibitor of trypsin and hageman factor. The transcript has 2 exons. Lineage: Eukaryota; Viridiplantae; Streptophyta; Magnoliopsida; Brassicales; Brassicaceae. The record is from RefSeq and is a predicted model, not a curated record. Gene Ontology annotation, molecular function: serine-type endopeptidase inhibitor activity. The coding region runs from base 51 to 341 and encodes 96 amino acids. Gene Ontology annotation, biological process: response to wounding.
GUUAUCAAUUCUCUUGAGAAGUGAAUUCUAACGAAAGAAAAAAACACAAAAUGCAAAACCAAUGUCCCACCCUUGGUCCCAAAUGUGACAUCUGUGAUUGCUCAGGCAGUGGAUGCCAAUCUCAAUUCCCAGGAAUGAAGGUGGAGUGGCCAGAGCUAAAAGGAGUGAGUGGACUUCAAGCAAAGGCAACAAUAGAAAGUGACAAUCCACGUGUGACUGCUUUCAUUUACCCUCAAGGUGUUUAUCUACCAUCCAUCAAUUGUUGCAACCGUGUCAUUCUCUUUGUUCCAGCUGAAGAUUGUCCCAAUGGUCCUGUUCAAAAUCGUCCAAUCGUCGGAUGAUCCACUAUGUUGUUGUUCUUCUUUUUCAUCAUCUUGAGCUUCAAUAUUUUUCUUAACUACGAAUGUUAUACUUUUUCAACUGUUAUCAACUUUUCAACA